Molecule: messenger RNA, 866 nt
Organism: Penicillium samsonianum
Lineage: Eukaryota; Fungi; Ascomycota; Eurotiomycetes; Eurotiales; Aspergillaceae
Product: Apq12 family protein
Exons: 2
Coding region: 411-866 (151 amino acids)
Source: RefSeq, a predicted model, not a curated record
CGCUUCUUGACCUGCCUAUCAUUGAUCGCAUCGGAAUAUAUACCUUCAGAAACUAUCUCUCCUAGUCUCCGCUCCAGCUGACCUCUAACACACCUCACCAAACCCCUCCUCGGCCUGGUCGCAUUGCUCUACUCCAACAACAAGCUCCAACACGAGACCAAACAAAGCGCUCUCGAGUCCAAGGAACAACGCCUCUGAACAUUGAAAAGCCAGUGCACUCUUUCCCUACCUCACACCGGCGGUCCCCUCGAACAUAUCCAUUUUCAAGGGUCACAAAGAGCCAAAGAUCUCAAACAAAGCGCCGGCGAGCCAAAGAAAACCACGGGAUCUAAGACACGAGGUGUCUCUAUCCCCCGUCUCCCCCUCGUCGACCACUUCAGCAAUCAAAGAUACUCAAACACACAACGACCAUGGACUUCCUACCAGAAAACCUCCAAACAGUCCUCCAAAAUCCCGCCUUCACCUACCUCCAAACAACGACACAAGACCACCUCACAACAAAACUCUCGCACCUACGCACAAUGGUGCUCCAACCAUACCUAAUCGAGCCCGUCUCGAGCUUCCUCGCCUCCUACUCCUCCUCCAUGCCAGACCUGCUCUCAAUCUUCCUCCUCGCCAUUAUAAUCUUCGUCUCCCUCAAGAUUCUAGACUACGCCUACCGCGUGGUCGUGUUCUGGGUCACGCUCGCGUUCAGGCUUGUCUUCUGGGGCUCGAUUCUCGGGGUCGGCUGGUAUGUCUACAGCGUUGGUGUUGAGAAUGCAGGCAGGGAUUUCGGGUGGCUUUGGGGUGUAGUAUAUGGCUUUGUUGCCGAUUUUCAGGAAAAGAGUAAGAUCGCUGCGGCGGCUUAUGCGAAAACACCCAAGUAG